Molecule: messenger RNA, 3276 nt
Organism: Python bivittatus (Burmese python)
Lineage: Eukaryota; Metazoa; Chordata; Lepidosauria; Squamata; Pythonidae
Source: RefSeq, a predicted model, not a curated record
UCUAGUGGUUUUCCCUACAUUUCAAAUGAUCUCUUUAGAGGCAAGUCUUUCAGGCUUCAGAACUAUUGUACCCACCAUGCUGUAUUGCAGGGUUUCAAGUUCACAAGCUGUGUCCUGGGCCUGGUUAGUCUCUGGUAUAAGAGUACAACCAGACCACUGAAUGAGAUUGCCUCUGUGAGCUUCUCAUCCAAACCAGCUCCCACUGGUUUUCAGAGGAGCAGUGGGAGAUGAAAAGGUGGUGGCAAAAGACCAGAAGUGAAUUUGACCAAACGCUGGCCUACACAGUAGUAAUAACAACAGCAAAGCAUUUGUACUUCUUUGUUCUUAUUGCAGUCACAAAUUUCUGCCCAGUGGACCUAUUCAGGGUGACCCAGUUCCUUUUGGGGAAGUACAUGAGGGACAAGGUGGCCGCAGGCCUUGUGAUGUUUUGUAGGGGAUUCUUUGGGGAUAGAGGCAAGCUGAUGAAAUCUGUACAAUUUGUAGCAUCCAGUUCAGACUGAAUAGGAGCUGUGCUGUUCUGCAUACAGUGUUUAGGGACAAGUCACCUUGUCUGCAUUGUUUGGAUUGUUCAGAACUCUACUGAUCUUUAACCAGCACCUUUUAUAUUGCAGUAGUAUUAGAAGAGGUGUUUGGUUGCUCUUCCUGGCAAAUGAACAUUCUGAGCUAUAGUGCUCCAUGACUGGCAAAAGCCUUCAGGUAUAAUUCUUUUUUUAUCCCUUAAAAGAUCUGGGAUAUAGGAGGACAGCCACGGUUCCGAAGUAUGUGGGAACGCUACUGCAGAGGAGUUAAUGCUAUUGUCUAUAUGGUAGAUGCUGCAGAUCGUGAAAAAAUAGAAGCUUCUAGAAAUGAGUUGCACAAUCUUCUAGACAAACCACAGCUACAAGGAAUUCCUGUUCUAGUACUUGGAAACAAGAGAGAUCUUGCUAAUGCACUGGAUGAGAAGCAGCUUAUUGAAAAAAUGAACCUGGCUGCUAUUCAAGACAGAGAAAUCUGCUGCUACUCUAUUUCCUGCAAAGAAAAGGACAAUAUAGAUAUCACACUUCAGUGGCUUAUUCAGCACUCAAAGUCUCGAAGAAGCUGAAAACAUUCAGAUAACUACUCAUUUGGCCAUAUUCUCAAUUGUCUACUCCCUCCGUGAUGAAUUGUUAUCCAGGAUAGUCCUCCUGUGUCCAAGGAAUUGCCUUUUUUCACAGUUCAUGCCUCCAUGUGCACUGCUGAAUGACUUAUAAUCCUACUUCUGUCAAAGAGUUGGCUAGAGUUGUCAUAAGUCGUGCAAAUGUUUUUUAUUCAUUUCAUCUAGACAGUGGCAGUGGGUACCUCUUCUCCAGAACUUAUUAAGCUUUUUGCUCUGGUCUUCCUGAUCCAGAUUUUUAUAUUAGAUUUUCCACACAAUUAUUUCAUUCUUGUAUUUAGCAGCUCAUUGGAAAUGCUGGCACAUGGCAGCACAGGGAUUAUGUCACUUCUUAUUAUACUUAAAAAGCUUUUCCAACACUGUUUAAUUUUCCUCUCAGAUGCAUGUUAUGUAUAUCGUAAAAUGGUUUCAAUGGAAAGUGCCAGGCACUAGAUAUUAAAUCACUAAAUUAUCAUAAAUUCUCAGCUUGUAUUCCUCCCAAUGAAUAAAAAAUGUCAGGUUGUCAGCAUUUUUUUUUUGUAUUGUGCAGGGCAUUGCUAAUUUCUUUAUAUCUGCUAAAGUUCUCUUAAGUGGAGCAAGGAAUAAAAUACUUCAGAAUCAACCUCUCAGAAAAUUGAGUAUACAAACAGGUAUAAUGUAACGCUGAAUUAGAUGGAACAAUCGCAGCUUUCUUCUAGAAAUGCUUUGCACAGACUGUAUUGCUGUACGACACUCUGGAUGUCAUGUUGAUUUCCAGCACAAAAAUAUAUGUCACUGUCUAGCUUAUUCUUCUAUUAAUGGAGUAGUUGUGCACAGUUGCACUUGGUGCUAAAUACCUAGGCUAUUGUGACAACACUAGGUUUGCCUGCUUCUCACUGUGUAAUCAUGUAUAAAGUUCAUAGGCUAUGAAACAUUAAAUUGUGUCUUGAAGCACAAGAAAAUGUAUCAAGUGAUCCUCUUUCUCAGUUAGCUUCUGCAGUAUAGAGACAUCAACUGGAAAAACUGUAACACUACUUUCAUAUUUCUUGGUAGUGUCAAUAUUUUAAAAAAAGAUUUGUUAAAGCUGAAGUUAUUUGUGCAGUAAUGUUGAGGUAGGCCACGGUAUGCAAAUACACAGUACAGGUUUCUGUUGCCCCUCACUGUAUCAUUAUUUUAAGGAGCACCUGCAUGUAUUUAAAUGCUGUUCAGAGUCCUUGUUCAAUAUAUGUUUGGUCAUCCAUAGUUACCUUCUUAUGUGCUUGUUCAAGUACAAAUUGUUUCUCAAAAAAUGAACAUUUUAUAUUGGAUCAAGUACUGCUAUUAGCUAUAGUAUGUUUUCUUUUGUUACUUGCAUGCAUGGCAAAACUCCUCUGGUCUUAUCUAGACAUUCUGUGUUAUUUUGAAGGAUUCUUUGCCAAAAGGCAUAGAUGGUUCCUUUACAGUAAUACAUGAAAUAUUUGUAUAAGCCUGUCAUAGUUCUGUUAGAUCAUAUAGAGAAAGUAAAACAAGAAACUACAGUGGCAGCAAACCUAGACUAGUGUGAUGUGUGCUUAAAGCAUUACAGGUGUAAUGUACACAUACUAUACUAAAUUACACCAUUUUUGCCAUAAAGAUUGGACCAAGGUUACAAACCUAGAGAUGUGCCCCUGCACAAUCAAUUUUGAGUUAUAACUGCCAUGGCCUUAUUGUUCCCAUACAAAUUACCGCAUUGUUGCAAGACACAAGUAUUGUCUCCAUUUACAAAUUGAGCUUGUAAUUUUAACUUCUGUAUGCUUCAAUAAAAUCCUAUAUUGUUGGUGCUGUAGAGAAGGUUCACUAACUCGCUAUUGUAUAUGUAGCUCACUAUGGACUGCUAUACUCAACAAGAGCAAUUCUGCUUGUGCCUAAAAAAUAAGGAAACUGAAUUAGAACAUGUCAGCCUUUCCUGCAGGAACUGAAUUAUUGUUUAGGUAACUGGCCUUUUGCUGAAUUCAAUAUAUUUGGGAUUUUAGUGUAUACCACACAGCUUUCAGUGUUUUGACAUCCCCAAACCACUACCAACUUUUUAAUCUGUGCAUUAAUCUUGGCAUGUGAACAACUUACACAUUUAUGAAAUUCUGUAAAUAUGUGAAUUUUUUAUUUAGGUGGAAUGCAUUUUGUUUGUUUACUGCUGUUUAGCUUUAUCCAAUAAACUUAAGUUUUCAGGG